CCGAUUUGAAUCUGACAUUUCGCUGUGACUGAGGGAUUAUGUAUUGAGCAGUCUUUGCGGUUUUUCUUUACAGGUCAAAAGGUACAGGGGACUACAUGAUUUCCACCACCCUGUGAACGAGUAAACAUCACCUACUUUCAAGCUUUAUCUUUUUCGUCAGUCCUCUAAUAUGGCGCAAGGUUUUUUGACUGUAGCAAUACUGGUUGGAGUUGUGGCGGUUCUGUCAUAUUAUGCUUGGCAGAACGAGGAAGUGAAACUUGCUAUAAUAACAGCGAAGGAACAACUUUUCCAAGGGACUCCUGUCUCGUACGAUAAAAGCGAGAUACCAAGUAAAUCAAGAACGGAAGGAGAAAAGAAAGAACAUUACAAACAAGAGCGAGGGAAAGGCGAUAGAACCGAAAAGAGCGAUAGAGAACACAAAGACGACGAAACCGGAAGUCGGGGAAAAAGCGCGCAGGAAAAUGAACAAAAAGAAAAUGCCAAAAAAGCGGUGCCUAGGGGACAUUUGAAAUAUCUGGGAGAACACGGCUCUCCUAUUAUACAGGGAGAAAUCGAGGAACUUGACUUUGUGCCGAACGGGAAAGACUUUUAUGAACACUUUGUUCGCCAGAGAAAGCCGGUAGUUCUGAGAGGCGCAAUCAAAAACUGGCCAGCGGUAAAACAUUGGUCAAAUGAAUCGUAUCUCGCGGAGAAAUACGGCGAUAUCAUAUUCGACGUACAAUUCACUAAAAAGUAUGAAACAAUUUUACCAAUAAAAAAGACAAUGAACCUCAAGGAGUAUCUUAAAAUCUACAAGAAGGAAAACGUUUACCUGGACUGCCCCUUUCCACAUAGCCCUAUGACCCAAGACAUUCUAGUGCCGUACAACCUACAAUGCCCCGAGCUCCUUAGCGGAAUCGCUAGUACUCAUUUGCUUUUCAGCAGCGGGAACACAAGCUCUAGUAUUCACUAUGACGGCUAUGAGAAUCUGCUGAGCUUGGUAUCGGGAACAAAGGAAGUCCUGGUCGCAAAUUACUCCUACACUGACCGCUUCUACCACCGUAACUACACCACUGUGAAUAUCGAGGCUCCUAUCGAUCCAGAAGCAGUGGACCUACUCAGAUUCCCCAAGAUCGCCGAGGUGCCUUUUCACAAGGUGACACUAAAUGCUGGUGACAUUCUCUACAUACCACAAACCUGGUGGCAUCAUGUUCGCUCCUUUGACUCUCCCAACAUUGGCAUUGCUCUCUGGUUCCACAUGUUUAAAGAGGAAGAAGCAUUUAGUGAAGCUACAGAGGAGGAUGAAGAUGAAAUUGAUGCCUUGAAAUAUAUGGCAGCAUUUAAAAGACUUGUGGACAGGGCCCCUUCAACCAUUGAGUGUCGCUCUCAGAAUCGGCCUGUGUCUGAAGUCUUCUGGCCCAAAGGAGAUGAACCCAAUCAACCUAACAGAGAGGACCCUGAUAAAUGGACAACAAUUCUUGCUAGUGGAUACAAAAUGCCCAUGCUUGGGUUUGGAACUGCUGGUUUGUUUGAAGAUGCUCAAAAGUCAAUAGUUGUUGCAUUAAAAGAAGGCUACAGAAUGAUUGACACAGCGCAAGCCAGGGGUUAUGAUGAAGCAUCAGUUGGUCUUGCUAUUAAGGAGAGUGGGGUACCACGAGAGGAUAUCUUUAUUGUGUCCAAAGUUGAGCCAAGAAAUCUUGGGUAUGAGGACACUCUUCGAUCAGUUGAGGAAUCAUUGAAGAAGCUUAAGACGUCAUACAUUGACUUAAUGCUUAUCCAUGCUAUGGAAUGCGAGAUGGAACCUGAGGCAUUUUUGACCUGUGGUGAAGGGGAGCCAAGAGGGACUUGGCAAGACUCAUGGAGAGCCUUAGAGGAACUCGUAUCUCAAGGCAAGAUUCGCAGCAUUGGCGUCAGCAAUUUUGAAGUAAAGGACCUGAAAAAGCUGAAGGACAUCGCCAAGGUUCCACCGUCUGCUAUUCAGAAUUUUUUUACUCCGUUUUACCAAGAUAAAGCCACCAGGCAGUACUGCAAAGAAAAUAACAUCAAGUAUAUGGGCUAUAGCACCUUGGGUGGAAUGUAUGUGCGCGAAGGCUUCGACAAGAAUCCUGUGCAGAACAACUUCGAAUUGCAGCGUAUAGGGGGAGUGUUUGACGCCACUGUGAGUCAAGUGGUGUUGAAAUGGGCAUUAGAACAAGACGUGUUGGUGAUCCCGCAGUCCCGAACGCCUAACCACAUUAGGACGAACUUCCACUUGGACCACGUGCAACUGGACUCCAAACAAAUGGCGUAUUUUGACAGCUUGGAUGGCUUGUAUUCAGAACAAGAGGACGAAGAGGUAGCUCCGGUUAGCACGAAAACCGCCAAAGAAGAGCCGAAAGCAAAAGAAGAGGAGGAACCCAAGAAACCUGUACGAGACCCUAGCAUCAUAGACAAGUUAACGCUGGUGAAGAAGGUUGAUCCGUCAGAUGCCACCCUGUACGUCAGCUCGGAUGACCAAGUGAUCUAUGCCCUUGACGCCAAGACCGGGGACCUCAUGUGGAAGUACGGCACGGCUGAAGACGGCGGCUCCAUGUGUGCGUUCAGCCCUGACGAAACCGUGCUGUACUGCGGCACGGAUGAUAACUUCAUACGCGCCUUUAACCGCCUCGAUGGCACUUUGCUGUGGAAGUUCAAGACGGAGGGUGCUGUGACAUCAUCCACGCGAGUCGGUACCGAUGGGACGCUGUUUGUCGGGUGCGUCGAUGGCCACAUUUAUUGCAUCAAGCCGGAUGGGACACUCAAGUGGAAGAAGCACCUUGGGGACCAGGUUUGGGCCACGCCAGCCCUACAGGACGGCGGUCGUGUCGUCUUUAUCGCCUCCAUGGCACAGGAACCCCACAAUGUGUUCGCCCUGCAAGGGGAGACUGGGGAGGUCCUCUGGCAGCGUCUGACGGGCGGGCCUGUGUUCGCCUCGCCGGCCCUGAGCGCGGAUGAGAGCACUGUGUACGUGUGCUCGUUUGAUGCGAAUUGUUACGCGUAUGAGAGUGCCACGGGUAAGAUCAUGUGGGUAUUCGAGGCCGAUGCUUCGUUCCAGUCGUCCCCAGCCCUGAGCAAGUCUAGAGGACUCAUGUUCGUCACCUCAACUGAGGGCAAUAUGUUCUGUGUUCGACUGAGUGAUGGCAAGAUUCAAUGGAUCCAUAAAUCCAAGGGCGAGUUUUUCUCCACUGCGUUUGUGGCCGCGGAUAACCGAGUGUACGUGGGGUCUGGGACGGGAAAUGUCUUGGCCCUCAACCAAUCAGAUGGCUCUCUUAUCUGGUCCUUCAAGACGGAGACAGACGAUAUGGUGUACUCUUCACCCAAGAUGACGAAAGACGGCACUCUUUAUAUCGGCGGAGUGGAUGGCUAUUUGAACGAUUUGUUGUUUUUUCUAGUGGAUGGCUAUUUGUACGAUAAUAUCUUUUAACUGAUUAUUUUUUUAUUCUAGUGGUUGGCUAUUUGUACGAUGACAUCUUUUAACUGAUUAUUUUUUAAUCUAGUGGUUGGCUAUUUGUACGAUGACAUCUUUUAACUGAUCAUUUUUAAUUCUAGUGGAUGGCUAUUUGUACGAUGACAUCUUUUAACUGAUCAUUUUACAUUCUAGUGGAUGGCUAUUUGUACGAUGACAUCUUUUAACUGAUCAUUUUACAUUCUAGUGGAUGGCUAUUUGUACGAUGACAUCUUUUAACUGAUCAUUUUACAUUCUAGUGGAUGGCUAUUUGUACGAUGACAUCUUUUAACUGAUCAUUUUACAUUCUAGUGGAUGGCUAUUUGUACGAUGACAUCUUUUAACUGAUCAUUUUACAUGCUAGUGGAUGGCUAUUUGUACGAUGACAUCUUUUAACUGAUCAUUUUACAUUCUAGUGGAUGGCUAUUUGUACGAUGACAUCUUUUAACUGAUCAUUUUACAUUCUAGUGGAUGGCUAUUUGUACGAUGACAUCUUUUAACUGAUCAUUUUUAAUUCUAGUGGAUGGCUAUUUGUACGAUGACAUCUUUUAACUGAUCAUUUUACAUUCUAGUGGAUGGCUAUUUGUACGAUGACAUCUUUUAACUGAUCAUUUUACAUUCUAGUGGAUGGCUAUUUGUACGAUGACAUCUUUUAACUGAUCAUUUUACAUUCUAGUGGAUGGCUAUUUGUACGAUGACAUCUUUUAACUGAUCAUUUUUAAUUCUAGUGGAUGGCUAUUUGUACGAUGGCAUCUUUU
This is a messenger RNA of Nematostella vectensis (starlet sea anemone), 4200 nucleotides long. RefSeq lists its product as uncharacterized. Lineage: Eukaryota; Metazoa; Cnidaria; Anthozoa; Actiniaria; Edwardsiidae. Bases 170 to 3421 code for a protein of 1083 amino acids. The transcript is spliced from 13 exons. The record is from RefSeq and is a predicted model, not a curated record. Gene Ontology annotation, molecular function: protein binding; oxidoreductase activity.